This is a messenger RNA of Chara braunii, 2801 nucleotides long. The record is from the annotation of a GenBank genome assembly. NCBI's taxonomy places the organism in Eukaryota, Viridiplantae, Streptophyta, Charophyceae, Charales, Characeae.
UGUGGUAGUUAAUCGCUUGUCUAUUGAUCUUGCUACGAGUUUUUCAGUUGGAGAGUUAAUAGUUAGAUAACCAAGUGGGUACGAUGGCGGAGAUGGAGACGGUCAGGGAGGUUAACCGUUCUCCUCCCAGAGCACCAGAGCUGACAUCAGACGAUGACAACCGACUAAAAGAACUGGUGAGGAUGUGUUAUCAUGAUGGCGUGAUGCCUAUUGAUAUAGAUCCUGGGGAGAUGACGGUAGAGGGUAGAGAGGUGAGAUUCAAAGUUAACGUGACUCUUGACCAGGCAAAAAUUGCAUGGCUUAAGGAACAUACGGUCACAUUCAUCUUCAGAGCUGGAGCAAGAUUUUUGCCGAGAAACGUUAAGGACGACGUAGUCCGGGCGUACGAAGACAAGCAAGUUGCUGACGGCAGCUUCGAGGCAGUUUCGUUUCAGCGCGGAAAAAUUAAAAUCGAAUCUCCUAACGUUAUCUCUUACGUGGCCAAAUCGCGGGAAAUUGCAAUUUGGUUGGUGAACAAGGGUUCUGAUGAGUUGAUGGUGGGUUCCCAACGCUAUGUCUUCGAGUUCAAACCAUGGUUGACGAAGGCGCAGCUGCUUGCACAAAGGAGAGUUGAAGAUGAGCAAAACUUUUGGGUUGUUGCAGUACAAGUUCCACUUGACGCUUUUUUCUACUUGGAAGUACAGAUCAGGCGAGUUGUUGGUCCAGUCCUGCGUUCUCACCCUCCUGAGCAAGACAGAAUGGUGAACAUCAAGUUCGACAUCGCCCCCAGAAGCAGUGCCAUGGCGACAUCACAAGCUGCUAUGCAUGUUCCAUCCAUGCCAACGUCAUCCGUCCUCAAUCCAACUUUCUCUCCUGGAUUGAUGUCUUAUCCAAGCUAUAGCCAUUUGCCUGGCGCGGGGCUCUCGCAAGCCUUCCAGGGUUGGAACAUGUCUGUUCCUCCCCCAUGGAGUAUGCGGCCGAUGCAAUAUGGGUUGCUUCAGCAAUAUGGAAGAACCCAUCCUUCAGCCUUCACAUCCUAUAUGCCAGCUCAAAAUCAUAUGGGAGGUUACAGCAUGGCGUUCGCGGAAUCUUCUCCGAUAAUCAGAAGAGUGCAACCUACAUCGGAUACUCCAAUGACAUCAGUGGCUCCGAUAGGAGGACAAGGCUCGAUGAUCUCGGCAAGACCAAGCAGUAACGCGAUACCUGGUGGGUCAAGAAGUCGAAACAGUACACCCGGGAAACAGCAAAGACUCGACCAGGAAGGUAGCUUUGUGUCCGGGGAUGGUGUCGCUGAAGCCGAACACUCUGCAACCUCAUCACAGGGAUCCGGAGAACAACUCUCAACAACAGGUAUUCCAGGCCAGAAGACCACCCGGAGACGGAUUCCGGUGGCACUGUCGAAAGGUCAACUGAGUGACAUCGAGAAUCAUAUUCUCCCCUUCUUUUGUGUGGCAAUCCGUCAUACGAUUGGGGUAGUGGCCUUUGCAGACAAUGACGGGGUACCAAAUAUGGCUAGGUCAGUUGAAGGAGCUGCCAUGGUCACUAAGUUCUGCAAAGAAGCUGGUGACUACCGAGGAGCCAUUGAGUUCCUGCUAAUGAACAAGAGGAAUGCGGAGGGAUUCGAACUUGCACAGCAACAUGACGAGAUGGACACAUAUGCAAAAUUCCUUGGCGACAGUGCCCAACACGAGGAGUACACAAAGUUGGCAAGGUAUUAUGAAUCCAAGGGGAACUUCACAAGUGCCGCUGAUAUGUACCAGAAGUGUGGACAGCCCAAGCAAGCAUUGAAGCUGUAUCUACGGUAUGGUACUCCUCAGGACAUUGAGAAGGCAAUUGCAAUGGUUGGGAAGCUAAAUGAUGAUUCCCUGACCAGCCAGCUGGCAGACUUUCUAAUGGGAGAAAUGGAUGGUAUGGAGAAAAACCAUAACUACUUGUUCCGCCUGCACAUGGCCCUUGGGAACUAUGAUCAGGCAGCCAAGACAGCAGUCAUCAUUGCUCGCCAAGAACAAGAGCUGGGUAACUACAAGCUGGCACAUACACAAUUGUUGGAAACGUACCUAGAACUGCAAAAGCAGGGAAAAAGCCCACCAUCAGAACUUGUGCGACAGUUGAUGCUACUGCAUAGUUACGUCAUUGUCAAGACACUUGUGAAACUUGGUGAUCACGAGUCAAGUGCACGAAUGCUGAUCCGUGUGGCAAGAAAUAUCUCAAAGUUCCCAGCACACAUUGUGCCUAUUCUCACGUCAACAGUGAUAGAGUGCCAGCGAUCGGGCCUCAAGAAUACUGCUUUUCAGUACGCAUCCAUGCUGAUGAGGAGUGAGUACAGAUCAUCCAUUGCUCCGGCGUACAAAAGGAAGAUCGAGAACAUUGUCAGAAAACCGGACAAGUCGGAAGCCGAGGAUCCCCUGUCUCCUUGUCCUUUUUGCGAAAUGCUGAUACCAGAGACACAGCUGGAGUGCCCAUCAUGCAGGAACACAAUCCCGUAUUGCAUUGCCAGUGGGCGGCAUAUGGUCUUGAAUAAUUGGUCUAAUUGCCCUUUCUGCCGAUUCCCUGCCUUGGCUUCCGAGCUUUUAAAAGUGGUUUCAGCAGAGAAAAUGUGUCCGAUGUGCCAGCAUCCUUUGAUACCAGCAGAUGUCCAAAAGAUUGACGACCCAUCGCCAAUUCUCAAGCGCAUGACCGGCUCAGCACCUCCUCCUCCCACGGAAAAGAUUUCAAAUGAGGCGGUACUGAAACAAUGAAAAACCUUGUUGUGGAAGCACCGAGCGCAAACCAAAGCCGAGCCGCUGCAGAAUGGUUUCAAAAAAUGAAGACAUUGUUGUUGC